CGUCAGAAAUUUUGUUAUUGCUUAUAAACAGACCCUGGUUUAGAUAUUAAAAAUAACGAUUUAAGUGUAACAUUUCACUAAAUUUUCUUCACGAUGAGGUUAUUACUCCUUCUAGCAGCCUUGCUGACAAUUUUCGUGGUUCCCGGGCUUUGCCAAGAUGCGUAUCCGUUCACCGAUAAAGCCUGCCGGACAGAUGUGAAAUAUCCUCCACCGAGCACCGACUCUGAAACAACUGUCCCAACAUUCGUCUUGAACCUUGAUCUAGAUCCUGAAGAACGAUGGAAACCUCUUAUGAAGAACAAAAGUGCAGAGUUGAAGGCAAUGAUCACUGAUGUCCUUGACCUGAUUGGUUACUUUUUCAAGAAUGACACCAAGCUGAUUGGCAUAGUGGAUGACAUCUUGGGCCCUCUUGUCUUCACCUUUCCCCAGCCUUACCAGGGGGAGCUUGUUGGGAUAGCUGUUUCAUCAGGACUUCCUCUAGGUCAUAUUGUUUUAUACAAUAUUUUCUAUGAAGUGUUUACAGUGUGCACAUCAAUUGUUGCUGAAAGCCCAAAUGGAACACUUUUCCAUUCACGUAAUCUUGAUUUUGGAUUGUUUCUUGGAUGGGACAUCAAGACUGAGAAGUGGGCCCUGACAGAGAAGCUGAGACCAUUAAUUGUUAAUGUUGACUACCAAAGAAAGGGGAAAACUGUCGCUAAAGCUGUACACUUUGCCGGCUACAUCGGUGUUCUGACAGGAAUUAAACCUGGUAUUCUGACACUGACUAUGAAUGAGCGUUUCAAUAUUGAUGGAGGCUUCUUGGGUGUUCUAGAAUGGUUUCUGGGUCAAAGAUCAGAGCAAUGGAUGGGAUUCUUCCUCCGCGAUACACUCGUAGGAGCAAUAGAUUACAACAGUACAAAGAACAGGGUUGUCAAUGCCAAGCUUUUGUCCCCAGGCUACGUCAUAAUUGGAGGCAACAAGACAGGAGAGGGCGCUAUCAUUGUCCUUGAUCGAAAGAAGAAAGCUUACGUUGAAGAAUUGGAUCCAAAGAAUGGGAAGUGGUUCCUGGUUCAGACCAACUAUGAUCCUAUUGAGAAACCACCAUUCUUUGAUGAUAGAAGAACACCAGCAACCAAAUGUAUGACCAACACAACUCAAAAGGCUUUGGAUUAUAGUUCUGUGUACAAUGUUUUGUCAACAAAGCCAGUUCUUAAUUUGUUGACAACAUACACCGCUAUGAUGCAAGUCAACACAGGUUACAUGGAGACUUAUAUUAGGGACUGCCCCCAACCCUGCUUCCCAUGGUAACAACAAUCUAUUCCAAUGAAACUGCAGUGGCCUUCUUAUCUUAACAUUGUAUGAACCACAAUUAAGUACACUUUUUGUAAAACUAUAUCAUUCCAUGACCAACCGUGUAUAACUCUGCAAAUUAUAAACUUGUUUCUAAUCAAAAAAUGAAAUAAGGGUUCAGAAUAUUUACAGGAAAAAUCGAUGGCUACGCUGCAAAAACAAGAAUCAAUUUGUUUAAAAAAGUCCGUAAUUUUGUACUUUUUAUAGUAUGACAAUAAACAAUUAAAACUCCACAAUUAUGGCUGCUAAUUUUGACAUUCAUGUACAUCAAUCCACAGCUGUCCUACGCCAGUCUUUUAUUCCAUUUACUGUGAUGCAAAUACACCAGUGCUCAUUUCCUCUUUGCAUCUAAGGUAUCUUUGACUAAUGAUGUUCACACAUACUCAAACAAAAUGUGACCCAGCCGGUGAAAACCACUAGUACAGGACUUAUCAAUAGGCGUAAAUAAAAUGGUGUCGUAGCUUAGAGCAAGUGUGGCCCACUGGGUUUACCUAGAAAUAACUUAAUAAUUAAAAUAAUUCCUUUCAAAAGCUCUUUACAAUUGAUCUAAGGUUGGCACAGCCAUAAAUUCACCCUGGAAAAAUGUGACUGUCUAAUAAUUUAAAAAAGAUGAUCUGGAAAAGGGCAACUGUUUAUACCACCAACCCAACCAAGAUACAGAUUUACAUUCCUUUUUGAAAUCACAGUGAAGGGCAACACACAUCAAGUACAUGAAGUACUCGUUGUUAAAGCCAUUGGACCCUUUUUUGUUCACAGUAUUUUCCAAGGCCCACACUUCGUGUAUCACAACUUCU
Asterias rubens (European starfish) is the source of this 2123-nucleotide messenger RNA. Its product is annotated as acid ceramidase-like. The record is from RefSeq and is a predicted model, not a curated record. NCBI's taxonomy places the organism in Eukaryota, Metazoa, Echinodermata, Asteroidea, Forcipulatida, Asteriidae. Bases 94 to 1287 code for a protein of 397 amino acids. Gene Ontology annotation, cellular component: lysosome. The transcript has 12 exons. Gene Ontology annotation, biological process: fatty acid metabolic process. Gene Ontology annotation, molecular function: N-acylsphingosine amidohydrolase activity; fatty acid amide hydrolase activity.